AUGGCCAAAGCCGUCUCAUCCAUCCGGCUUUUCAACAUGAACCUGUUGCUCUUCUGGUUGACACUAACUACCACGGUGUAUGCAAUGAAGAAGGUCGGGCAAGAUGAUGCCGGCGUCUCUGUUGUAGGCACUGACCAAGAGAAGAAGUUCGUCGGCCACUCUUCCCCUGGAGAAGACCAAACGGACAGUCUGCAGGACUGGGGGCAUUCAAGCGGAAGGGAGGGGCAGUCUCUUGACAUGCUUGUGACCACCCCCGACGAAAAUGUCGUAGCCGACGAGAUGCGUCACGAUGGUGCUUUUAGGAACCUCGUGCAACAAAAGUCUAGCCCAGAAAACAUGAAGUUCGUCCAGAAAAUAGCAAAUCAGCAUGCUAUCGACAGUGCCAAAGCCGCGCUCAUCCAGCUCGGCGGCCGGCCUAAGAAGUUUACGGGUCUAGGGAAAGGUAUUUUAAAGAAGGAGAAGAAGAAGGAGAAAAAGAAGGAGAAGAAGAGUAAGGAGGAUAAGAGGAAGGCUAAGCUAGAAAUUCGUGAGGAAGAGAUGGCUUUAGGUACUAGUGCUAAGGCCUCUGAGGUUGAGUAG
Molecule: messenger RNA, 579 nt
Organism: Clonostachys solani
Lineage: Eukaryota; Fungi; Ascomycota; Sordariomycetes; Hypocreales; Bionectriaceae
Source: the annotation of a GenBank genome assembly